Messenger RNA from Podarcis muralis (Common wall lizard), 5076 nucleotides. Lineage: Eukaryota; Metazoa; Chordata; Lepidosauria; Squamata; Lacertidae. The record is from RefSeq and is a predicted model, not a curated record.
CCGCCCCCAAACAUGGCUUUUUAAACCCUCUCCACGGUGCGCGCGAGGGAGCCAACUUUCCUCCCUUUCCCCCCUUCCCCGCAUAAAACACAGCUGCCGCCUCUUUCUCCGUUUAUUUUGCGCCCCCCCCUGCCCACUUUUCCGUCAAGGGGGUGGGGUGGGGGUCGGGCUGAGGCUUCUGCUGCUCCCGCCGCGCCGCCUCAUGCGGCCAUGGCCGCCCCGGCUCCCCUGAUCCCGCCGGCGCAGCUGGUGCCCCCUCAGCCGCCCAUCUCCACCUCGGCCGCCUGCACCGCCACCACCAGCACCAGCACCUCGUCGGCCGCCUCCCCGCCGGCCGCAGCGGCCUCGGCGGUAGCAGCGGCGGCGGCAGCAGCCUCGUCGGGGGCGGCCAGCCUGUUCCGGACGGAGCCCGUCGCGGCGGCGGCGGCGGCGUCCGCCACAGCCGCCUCCAGCAACGGAGGCGGGGAGAGCAAUGGCAGCGCCAGCUUGGGCACCGGCAGCGCUUCCAGCGGAGGAGCCUCCAGCGCAGGGGGCGGCGGCGGCGGCCCCCCGCCUGCGCCCAGCGCGGGCACCUCUGCCGGCGUCGGCGUGCCGGGCAAGCCGGUGUACUCGACCCCUUCGCCGGUGGAGAACACGCCUCAGAACAACGAGUGCAAGAUGGUGGACCUGCGGGGCGCCAAGGUGGCCUCGUUCACGGUGGAGGGCUGCGAGCUGAUCUGCCUGCCUCAGGCCUUCGACCUCUUCCUCAAGCACCUGGUGGGCGGCUUGCACACCGUCUACACCAAGCUCAAGCGCCUGGAGAUCACGCCCGUCGUCUGCAACGUGGAGCAGGUCCGGAUCCUCAGGGGCCUGGGCGCCAUCCAGCCCGGCGUCAACCGCUGCAAGCUCAUCUCCAGGAAGGAUUUCGAGACCCUCUACAACGACUGCACCAACGCAAGUUCCAGACCUGGUCGGCCUCCUAAGCGGACUCAAAGUGUCACCUCUCCAGAGAAUUCACAUAUCAUGCCACAUUCUGUCCCUGGUCUUAUGUCUCCAGGAAUCAUCCCACCAACAGAUGCUUAUGGACUCGCACAUAUGUACAGCUGCUCUGCUACUGGUCUGACAGCUGCAGCUGCUGCAGCAGCCGCUGCCACCAAUGCAGCCAUUGCAGAAGCAAUGAAGGUGAAAAAAAUUAAAUUAGAAGCUAUGUCGAACUAUCAUGCCAGUAAUAAUCAGCACGGAGCAGAGUCUGAGAAUGGGGAUCUGAAUUCUAGUGUGGGAAGCACUGAUGGUUCUUGGGAUAGAGAGAAACUUCAGUCCCCCCCAACCCAAGGAUUGCAGGCCUCUGUUAACCACCCCAGCAUGCCUGGACAGCAUAACAUUCCAGUUAAUCAUCCUCUUAACCCUCUCCAAAAGAACCACCUUCUGCCAAAUGGCCUGGAGCUCCCUUUUAUGAUGAUGCCCCACCCGCUCAUUCCUGUCAGCCUGCCACCAGCAUCUGUGACAAUGGCAAUGAGCCAGAUGAACCACCUUAGCACGAUUGCAAACAUGGCCGCCGCAGCACAAGUGCAGAGUCCUCCCUCAAGAGUUGAAACGUCUGUUAUUAAGGAACGCGUUCCAGACAGCCCUUCCCCUGCUCCAUCCCUCGAAGAGGGCCGAAGGCCGGGUAGCCACCCAUCCUCUCAUCGUAGCAGCAGUGUAUCCAGUUCUCCUGCCAGAACCGAAAGUUCUUCAGACAGAAUCCGGAACACCAGUCUGCUGAGACAGUUCGGCCUCUGCUUUGAUCUUCUUGCUGCAGAUCUUCUUACACAGGAAGCUGUCCAUCAGAACGGCUUGUCCAUGAACCAGAUGUUGAUGGGCUUAUCACCGAAUGUCCUACCUGGUCCAAAAGAAGGUGACCUGGCUGGCCAUGAUAGCGGACAUGAUUCUAAAAGAAUGCACAUGGAGAAAGAUGAGACCCCGCUCUCCACACCAACCGCAAGAGACAGCCUUGACAAACUUUCGCUAACUGGGCAUGGGCAGCCGCUACCUCCAGGUUUUCCAUCUCCUUUUCUAUUUCCUGAUGGAUUGUCCUCCAUAGAAACCCUUCUGACUAACAUCCAGGGCCUGUUGAAGGUUGCCAUAGACAACGCUCGCGCUCAGGAGAAGCAAGUCCAGCUGGAAAAGACAGAGCUGAAAAUGGAACUUUUCAGGGAACGAGAACUGAGGGAAACACUUGAAAAACAGUUGGCAGUGGAACAGAAGAACAGAGCAAUAAUUCAGAAAAGGUUAAAGAAGGAAAAGAAAGCCAAGAGGAAAUUGCAGGAAGCACUUGAAUUUGAAACAAAGAGACGAGAACAAGCGGAACAGACACUGAAACAGGCAGCUUCCACAGAUAAUCUCAGGGUCCUAAAUGACUCUCUGACCCCAGAGAUAGAAGCUGACCGCAGUGGGGGCAGAACAGAUGCUGAGAGGACAAUACAAGAAGUGACCGGAAUGCAGUGCUUUAGAAAUUCAGGUUCAGUGAUUAUGGAAGACUUUAUUUGAAAACUACUGUCAUGUACUGAACAUAUCCAGCUGAAGACCUGUGUGCUACAGUUUAAAGAACUCUGCAGCGAGACAUUUGCCAGUUUGCAAGUUCUGCAAAAACAAAGGUGCUUUUCAGGCAACUUGGCCACUUCAUGUAUCCGUGUGCAGAGGUUUUAUAACUUUUCGAAAGGGCAUCUUCCGUGGGUUUCCUGGGACUUCUCCCCGUGUUGCAGAGAAUGUUUCUACGACUUAUGUAGCACACUUCUUCAACAGCCAGCUAACAAGAAAUUUGCCUAUGGACACUUCCUUGUACAGAACGGCCAGAGUAGGAGCACGACUCUCCUCUGAUUCUUUGAGCACAUCAAACAAAACUUCCACAGUGCCCACUUUUACACCUAAAGACUAUUAUGUAAACCAGCAAGACAGUAUAGAAGCGAAUCUUUCCAAAAGAGGCAUAAGAAAAUUCCGAAAAACAUAAACUAGGAACAGACAAACAAAAGAGUUACACCAACACCACCCUCUUCGAUUCUAGGACAAGAGUAUUGUUUCAUUUAAAGACCUAUUUCCCCGAUAUCCUUUUCAAAAGACCAACACAUUACAAGAAGUCAAAACAAUUUUAUCUUGGGUGGAAAAAAAGUACAGAAUGUAAACAAAGUAAUUUUUACUGUUUGCAAUAGUCUCUCUAAGUAAAGAUUAAAGAUCUGUUAUAAUUUCUGAUUCUAACCUGGCAGUAGUUUGGGAGGGGGAGUGACAAGAUGUUGCUUCUUAUUGAAACUGUUGGUCAAAUGUACAGUUAUAUAAUCACAAACCACACACAGAAGGUAUUAUGUAUGCCGUAGAAUACUAGAUUUUAGGAAAACAACAAUUUUAGAUAAUAUGUUUUUGUCACCCUGUUGGUCCAAACGACACCUUUCUGAUUUUAACGCAUGCAGGCAUGUAAAUAUUUGUCCUGAAGUCACAGUAUUAACGAACGGGAUCUGGGGAUGACAGCCACUUUUAUUUGUAUAUUGGUCAGUGCUGUGAAGCAGCACUUUUAAGAGUAAAUUGUGGCUCAAGAGCUAGUCAACCCGCCAGAAAUAUUUUUGUAUGUUAAUGUCAUAUUACGUCAAAUUUGCUGGGGAGGGGGAAACCUCAGAGGCUAAACAGACACUUGAUGUUAUCAGUCCAAUACCACGUAGAGCUAAGUGAUAAAGUUGAAGUCUUUUGUCCUUCCUGCCUGCCUUGUCUUAAGCAAGGCUGGUUGCGUGUUAUUUUUACUGUCUUUAUAAAUGCUAUGAUAUCUGUUCUCCACCUUUGUGCUCAUAACUGGAAGCAAGCUGUGACACAGUGCUUAUUACAUCCUAAAUUAUCUUCUUUACUCCAAGUUACCCCUUUAAAGACUGCUUUGUUGACUAAUAGCCACCCUACGCGCUCACAUUCUUCCUCUUCAAUGUUUAUACGCAUACGUUUUGAAUAAAAAUGUAAUCGGAACCACUGACAUGUAAAAUGUCUCACCUGAAGUAAUGCUGUCAAAACAACACCGCAGUCCAAAUUUAAAUAAUUCUGGUUUUGGUGGUUUUUAAAUUCUUAUUUUUUGCCCUGGUAAUAGUGCUUCGGAAUUGGUCUUUUGUGGCCUGUCUCUUGUGAUUUCACAUCGAGAAAUAAAACCAUUUCUCCCCAUAGAAUUAAAAGAGGCAUUAGGGACUAUUUUGUCAUUCAAACAUUGUUACAGGAUACUUCGCAAUAGAUAUGUUAAUAAUAAUUAAAAGACUACAGUGGUUCUCCCCCCACCCUCCAAAGUGCAGUCUUUAAAGGGUUAACAGCUGUCAUUAGAUGGACUUUGUGGCAAACUGUUAAAUUAUUUAUAUGAGAGAAAAGAGGGGUGUUUUUUGUUAAUUAAAAAAAAAAUCUACAAAUGAAAUCUGUAGCAUCUCUUAUCAUUGCUCUUGCUCCUUGCAGAGAGUCACCUGUAAGUAGGCUUAAUCGUUCAUAAAGUGUAUACUUUCCAGACUCUUUGGGUAUGCAUCAUCGUUUGGUUUGGUACCUACAUAAAGGAAAUGCUAAGAAUAAUGAGGAAAAGAAGUAUAUCUUACUAAAAACAAGUGUAAAUAUUACAGUUCGUUAAAUGCUACCGUAUGAUGAAUUUGGGUCUCUUUUGCCCCUCUUUAGUUACACACAAAGGUUUUUCCUUUUGCCUAGAUUAUGAAGAAAUGUUGUGUUCAUGUUAUUGUUUAAAUGCUUUUUGUAAUCUUAAGAGAUAUUAAUGUCUAGUUGUUCUAUAUUAUAACCACCUUUGCGCUCUAUGCAAGCCCUUGGAACAGAACAUUCUCAUCUUCACGUAGGACCUAUGAAAAUUGUCUAUUUUUAUCUAUAUAUUUAAAGUUUUCUAAAAAUGAGAAAAAAAAUUAUUAUGAAUUUUGUUGUACAAAAUCUGUACAAAAAUCUGUUUUUACAUCAUAAUGCAAGAAUUGGAAAAUUUUUCUAUGGUAGCCUAGUUAUUUGAGCCUGGUUUCAAUGUGAGAACCACGUUUACUGGUAUUGUAUUUAAUUUUUCUCUUUUUUUUCCCUCCUCCUUUUCAACAAUCUGCUAAUAAAACUGUCUGAAAUCUG